AUGGAAAUCAAUUGUGAACAUCAUCAAAUAUUACUUGAACUUAUUCGACAAGUACCAGACUUAAAGGAUGAAUUACAACCACUUAUACAAACAGAUAAAUGGUCUUUAGAUAAACGUCAUUCAUUAAUAAAUUUACUUGUUCAACAUUUAUUACAUAGUGAUUCAUUAUCAUCAAAAUUUUGUGAACAAAUUCAAAAUAUAUUUCCUCGUUAUUUUAUUGCAUUUAUUCAUCGUCUUUAUACAGCAGUGAAUUUUUCAAAUAAAAUAACUAAUCAAAUAUCAAUUAAACAAAGAUUUCUUGUUUUACUUGCUCAAAUUUUACAAGAUUAUCCUUCAUUACAUACAAUAACUGAAAAUCAUCUUUUAUCAACAGAUACAUGUUUAAUUGAAUGGAAUGAAGAAAGUCCAAAAAAGAAAUUGAAAACAAAAGUUAAUAAUAUAAAUGAUCAUGUUUAUUUACUUGUUGCAACACUUCGUUUAUUAUUAUUAUCAAAUUCAAAAAUAAAUUUAGUUCAUUCAUGGAAAUGGAAUACACUUAUUCAUUUAUUACAAAAUACUGAUGAUGAUAAUGUCAAAUGGUUAGCAUUUCUUUGUCUAUCAAUCGUAUUUAAUAUGUCAUCGAAUCAACAAGAUUUAUAUCGACCUAAUGUAUCAAAUACAACGAUUUUCAAAAUCAAUGAUCUGAUUAAUUCAAAAUCGACUCUUCCACAUAGUAUAUCUACUUGUGAUAAUUUAUUUAUUGAUAAUGACUUUAAAAAACGUACUGUAUUUAUUAGUGGUAUUCCUUUAUCAAAAUAUAAUAUGGAUAAAAAAUUGAAUGAUAAUGAAACUCAAAUUGAAAUAAAAAUGACUUAUACACCAACAAUAGAUAAAUGUUUACGUGAAAUAGCAUUAAGUGUAACACUUGGUUGGACAACAUUAAUUUAUAGUUCAAUAAGUAAUGGAAAAACAUUGAUUGUUGAAUAUAUUGCUCAACAAAUUGGAAAACGUUUAAUUAAAAUUCAAUGUUCAGAUCAUAUGGAUAGUAAAGUUCUAUUAGGUACAUAUCAAUGUACAGAUAAACCUGGAGAAUUUAUUUGGACACCUGGUUUACUUGUUGAAGCAACAUCUGAAGGUCAUUGGUUAUUAAUGGAAGAUAUUGAUGCUGCUAGUUCAGAUGUAUUAUCAACAAUAAAAAGUUUAAUUGAAACAAAAUCUAUUGGAUAUGGAUCAAUUUCACCAGAUUUUCGUCUUUUUUUAACACAACGUGAUACGGGUGUACCGGUUCAAUCAAAUGAAUUAAUACAUUUAUUAAAAUGUGUAUUUUGUAUUGUUAUACCUUCAUAUACUGAUUCUGAAAUAAUUCAAAUAAUGGAAAAUCUUCCAAUAUGGAAUAAUGAUUUACAAUUAUUUCAAAUGAAAUUAUUUCAAUUGUAUCAAUCAUUACAAAAUACAAAAGGAUCAAUAAAUACACGUUUAGUUACUUUACGCGAUUUAUUAAAAUGUUGUCAUCGUUUAUCAAGUUUAUCAAUAUCACUUUCAGUUGAUAGACAAUUAGCAUUUUAUGAUGUAUUAGAUUGUUUUGCAUCAUUUUUACCAAAAUUAAAUCGUUUAGAAAUUAUUCAAUCUAUUGGAACAUUAUUUAAUAUGAAUAAUCAAGAAGCAGAAUUUUAUGCAUUAAAAUCUAUGUUAGAAUUUGAUGAUCGUGAUAGUCAAUAUUUUUCUAUUGGACAUGUUAAAUUAGAAAUACAAAAGAAAAAAAUUCAAUCAUUACAACAACAAUAUUGUUUUGCAAAAACUCGUACAGCUAUGUAUAUACUUGAACGUAUUGCACGAUGUGUUCAAAUGAAUGAACCUGUUUUACUUUGUGGUGAAACUGGUAAGAAUUUUAUUUUUAGUUUUAGAAAUUUUUAUUUUGUUUUUGAAGGUUGUGGAAAAACAACACUUGUUCAAUAUUUAGCUCAAAAAACAGGUAUUUAACAUAUUUCAAAUUUAAUAUAAAACUAUAGUGAAUAUUAUAUCGAAUGUUUCUUACGAUAAAAGGCAACUAUAAGAACUUUACUACAAAACAACAAGACUCAGAUAUUUAGAUUUAUUUAUUGUCUUGUUCAUUUGACAAACAAAAACACUUUACACUUUGUUUUGAAAAAAUUAAUGAAAAACUAAUAAUAAACGACUCAAUGCAUUGACAUCUUUUUUUGUGUACUCAAAAAGUGAGUACACUCUAGAAUCGGUCAGUGUGUCCGGCCGGUCGUCCGUCCGUGUGCACGAUAACUCUUCACAAUUACAUCCGAUUGAGCUGAAAUUUUGUGCACAGAAUUGUCUCAUCAAUAUCUCGGUCGAGUUCGAAG
Rotaria sp. Silwood2 is the source of this 2330-nucleotide messenger RNA. NCBI's taxonomy places the organism in Eukaryota, Metazoa, Rotifera, Eurotatoria, Philodinida, Philodinidae. The record is from the annotation of a GenBank genome assembly.